ACUGCCAACCAUCAACCAAUACCAAUGUUAUUAAUUUAGUCACCCAUCAGCCAUGUCAAGGUGUUAGUGUAGUGUCAGUUUUUUCAUGGUGAAAAUUAAUGUUGAUGUGUGUUGUGUUUAUAGUGUUUGAAUCAACAAUUUUGUGGAUUACCUACCAAACAUGAGCUGGGGGACGGAGCUUUGGGACCAGUACGAGAACCUGUCCCUGCACACACAGAAGGGCAUAGACUUCCUGGAGAAGUACGGCCACUUCAUCAGGGAUAGGUGCGACAUCGAGAAGGAAUACGCUGCUAGACUUAGGAAACUUGUAAAAACAUACACACCAAAGAAAAAGGAUGAAGAAGAUUACCAGUACACAGGAUGUAAGGCGUUCAAGUCGAUGAUGAAUGAGGUAAAUGACAUGGCGGGACAACAUGAGGUGAUAGCAGAGAACUUACAGACGGACGUCAUCCGAGAAGUCACCAUACUAGUCAAGGACAUGAAGGAGGAGAGGAAAAAGCAUUUACAAGAAGGGGCCCGCAUGAUGACAUCGUUGAACAACCAGAUAAUGACGUUAGAGAGAUCGAGGAAGAACUACGAGAAGGCAUUCAAGGAGGCGGAGAGAGCCAUUGAGAACUUCCAGAAGGCAGAUGCAGACUACAACUUAAGCAGAGCUGAGGUGGAAAAACAAAGGAUGAACAUGACACUCAAGAGUCAAUUGUGUGAAGAGAACAAGAACGAGUAUGCCAACCAGCUGCAGCGGACCAACGACCUACAGAACCAACAUUAUCACAUUCACAUGCCCGAAGUAUUCAGACAACUGCAGGAGCUGGAUGAGAAGAGGAUAAAGAACAUCAAGAACUUCAUGAUCCAUUCAGUGGACGUUGAACGAAAGGUGUUCCCCAUCAUCAACCAGUGUCUGGACGGCAUCGUCACUGCGGCCAAUCAGAUCAACGAGAAGGACGACACAUUAAUGGUGAUAGAGAGAUACAAGUCAGGUUACCAACCCCCCGCAGAUUUCCCGUUUGAGGACCUCAGCCGCACAGACUCCACCCCUACCCCCACCCCCGCCAUCAUGAGGACCGAAGCAGUCACAGUCAAGGGAACCAUGACGGCUGGCAAGAUCAAGAAGAGGGUCGGGCUAUUCUCGCUCUUCGGAUCAAACAAGCUAAUCGAUGUGUGCAACUCACUGAAGAACAACUUAUCUUCUUAUGGGGAUAACAAGGAGGACUUUAGUGAUCUUCCUCCAAACCAGAGGAAAAAGAGGCUUCAAAUGAAAAUUGAGGAGAUCUUGGCAAAAAUACAACAGGAAACUGCUGCCAGGGACGGGUUGAUGAAGAUGAAAGGAGUUUAUGAGUCGAACCCGAGCAUGGGAGACCCAAUGACGAUAGAGGGGCAGUUGAACGCGAGCAGUCACAACCUAGAGAAGCUGAGACAAGAGCUGCAGAAAUACCAGGGAUAUCUGGAGGAGGUGGAGGGGGGUGGAGGCAGUCCUGCUAACAGACGACACAACAACUCUACCAACAAUGUCAACACCAACGGACUGCAGAGGCUACACAGAAACAGCGGAGGUAGUGGAGGAGAGGAAGAGUCGCUGAGCAGAUCUGCGUCUGACUCCAGUGUUGCCAACCACAACCACAAGCAGAGCGCGCCAGGCACGCCACUACCACAGCACGGGUGCUCGGACAGUCCUGAGUCAGGGUUGGGAACCUCGCACACCUCACUCCCCGGCUCAGACGACGCUCCACAGACAGAGUACUACGACAUGGAGCUGCUGCCACCCCUCGGCACCUGCCGGGCGCUCUACCCCUUCGAAGCGACCAGUGAAGGCAGCAUUCCCAUGAGUGACGGAGAGGAGCUGUUGAUCAUAGAGGUGGACCAAGGUGACGGCUGGACGAGGGUGCGUCGGAUGAAUGACUUGGAGGAAGGCUUCGUACCCACAUCUUACAUCGAGAGCACCGUCAUAUCCAAUUGUUAACAUCCCCUGCAGCCGAGCUGCCAGACACAGCUGGUGACUCCGGCGCCUGAACCUUUGAGCACAAUUGGCCCAGUAUCAAGAGAACAUGCGGCCCUCCCUGCGCGCUUCUGUACAUCCGUCGUCUCGCGCUGUCGUUACGUAUUGACUUUGUUUCGCAGGAUGUUUACACGCGUUCACUAAAAUAAGAAUGUUGAGUGUUUGUUACGAGUGUUGCAGGUAUUGUGUAACUUGGAAAACGCAGGAUGUCUACCGGUAUUUUAAUAUAACUUGAAACUUACUAAUUUUAAUCUAAAGGCAAGUCCAGGAUUUUUAACAGGGCCAUAAGCAUGAAAUAUUUAAAAUCUGACAUUUCUAUUUUAAAACCUUGCAAAAAUACAAGCAACUUUGGGAUAGAAUAUAGUUUUUCAUAACUUUUUUAAACAAAAAAACUACACAGUGCGUGAUUUGCCUAUACAUUUUAACAAUUUGCUUAAUUAACCCAUGGAUUAUGAAAUUCGGGUAAUUUUUUACUUUGUUGAAGAUAGUACACUACACAUAUUUUUACUCAAGGGUACUUACUGGUAGACACCCUGAAAUGUCAAUUUGCUUUUUGAUUUUUUCAGAACAAUAUCUCUGCCAUUUAGUGAUCUAAAUUUUUGUCAUAGCAUUUUGUAGUUUUUAAAAUGUAGUGCUAUUUGCUGCGUUUUUAUUUAACUAUAAUUUUAGAACUGUUUAAAUGUUUCAAAAUCAGGAAAUUAAGGUUGUGAACAGAUAAUAUGUCUCGCCAAUUUCAAAGUUGUGCUAAACUUAUUUAAACAAAAUUUGAAGUUAAUUUGAAAUAAUUUAAAUAUUUUGCUCAAAAUUUUGGAAUUGUCAAUGGAUGUGUGAGUGUUGUAGUAUUUUUCGCUAGUCUAGUUAAAGUACAUUUUGAUAGGACUAUACAUUCCAUGAAGCCCCUGGAGGUUACUAUCUGCUUCCUCGCUGAUUUUAGUAUGGAAUACUUUCCUUUUGUAUAUUUUAUCUAGUUAAAAAUCUAUAUUUCCAAUUUAAAUUAUUUUACUAUAAAAUAAAACUACAUGUAAAUAUAUGUAACAAGUAGGAAAAUUAGUGUAAUUUACUUUUAUAUUAAUCAGUGUCCAUAUAUAUAUUAAAGCGUAAUGUAAUAUAUAUGUGUAAUAAUUUGAAAUUGUGGUGACAUUUUUUGUGAGCUUAGUUGUCUUUAUAUGUGAUAGUCUGUAAAUCUUAUCUAAUCGUAAAGUAAUACCACGGACUAACAUUUUUUUAAUUCAGUAUAGCAUAUGUUUGUACAUUUGUAUAAUGUGUUUACCAUAAGUGGUGUAUUGUUGGCAUUUUGUUGUUACGUUGACUGUACGCUUUGACAGAUAUUUUUGUAUUUUACAUUGUAUGAUUGCUAGCAAUUUCGAAGUCGUUCAUAUCCAGAUUGUUUGAAGUCUUAUUUGCCAAUAUAUUUAUCCAUAUAGAAUUAUGUGAAUUUCUACAAAAUAACUGUCAGUUAACAAAAUUAAAAGUAGCAAAAUAAAUAACUUAUAAAGUAGCUCAAUGAAAAUGUUAAUCAACCCAAGUAAGUGAUACAUUUUUAUUUGUUUUGAAUUUGCCCAUGCUUUCUCUUUACUUCCAGCCCUUAACUCUAACUAUGAUUUUAUCAGUUUAGUUUGUCUUGUUAAUAAAUCAUGUUCUGUAAAAAUAAAACAAUAGUUCAAUGCAUAAAACUCUCACUGGUAAGUCACAUCUAGUGUAAGGCAGCUUCUGAGCAUAAUGUAGUUAAUAAUUUUAUGAUAUUUUAUAUUAUAAUUUAUCACUUUUACUGUUGUUAUAGGCUACAACAUAUUUACUAGCAUUGAAGUUGAAAAAGAAAUGGAACGAUCAAAGGAGCUUUUAGCAGUUCUUUUUUAUAGGUUACUCAAUUUUCUACUAUCCAUGACGAGUCAACUAGUUUAAGCUACCUAGCUGGUCAAAACUUGUCAGGAUACAUUUUUUAGUUGGCUUGUUUUAAUAAUAAUAUAUUUAGGGCCUAAAGUGACUCUUUUUGACCCGAGGUCAAUUUUUACGAUCGAGGCGAAGCCAAGGUUGGAAUAUGAGUGAGGGUUAAAAAGUCACUUUUUGCCCGUGUGGUGAACUAUAUUUUUCGUCAUAUUGCAUCAUUGAAUAACAAAAACAAAGUUCGAAAACAAAAUAAUUUUUUUGUAAAGAUAUCCUCUCAAAAUGACGUCCAGCUUGUUUUCAAUUCUGCUAAUGCAAAUAAGCAGCUGUUUGGUAAGUGAUUCAAAUAUUUCGUCUAUUAGGAUUGUGUUACCUACUAUGCCAUCGAUAUGUCGAGCAAUCGACAACAAUAGGCAAAAACCUUACCUAAUAAAUCAAUCGAUAAAUAGUUCCAAUCGAUACGAUUGCCACAAUCAAAAUUUACAACUGUUUACAACAGUUGAUUUUUACUCCCUAGAGACAAAAAAUGAUUUUUACUCCCUAGAGACUAAAAAUUAUUUUUACUCCCUAGAGACUAAACAUUAUUUUUACUCCCUAGAGACUAAAAAUUAUUUUUACUCCCUAGAGACUAAAAAUGCUACUUUAAACCCGCAACGCAUGCAUUAAAAACAGCGGUUUUUGCUGCAGUAUGACGAAAAAGGUUUUUCUUCCUUUGUUUGUAUGAUUCACUUUUAGUGAGUUUUAAUAGUAGCCUAGCUUUCUUUAUUUUUGCACAGUAAACAAAUAUUAAAGUAUAUUAAAAAGAAUAGGUCCUUACAUAAAUGUAUUUUCAACCUCAAAUACUAGUAAAUGUUUGAAAGAUAGUGAUGGGUAAUGCAAGUUUGACUAGACUUAUGUAAUGCAACUUUUGUUACAAGUUGCUGAAGAAGUGUAGUUGAUCAUCUCAAGAAUAUAUCUCUUGUCAUUUGUCAUACUACAAAAAAUUUAUUUAUAAAAAAAAUUACUUAGUAAAAUUAUUUAUUUUUGUGCAUUUUGGUUUCUGCUCUGUUCAACAACGUUUUAUAAUUGAAUCGUCUGGUUUAUGGUUCAGUUACAUCUAAAAUAAUCAAGUUAACCUUUUGGUAUCAAAACUAUAGGUAUUGAAGGCAGACAUUGGUAUAGUUACGUUUACAUCUUUCCUAAAAACGAACAAUGAAUAUUGUAUUAGCAUAAGCAAGUGGUACCAGCUCAAUUGAAUUAAUUGUAAUUAUUUAUUUUACUUGUGUAAAUAAAAUUAGUUAUUGUUGCUUACUGUGAUCUUGCAGUUUGGGCUGGCCUAAAGUUGAAAAAGAAAAUUAUUUUGAGGGUUGGAAUUUUAAAACUGAAAGUGUUUUUUUGCAUUAGAGAUAUUCUUAUAUUGCUGGUUUAAGAUAACUGUGAAUUGUAUGAACUAAUUUACAACUAAUAUGAGAAUAUAUUUUAGAUUUCUUUAUAAUUAAAUAUGUAGUAAACUUCUUCUAGUUAAUGAAUUAGAGUGAUUGUAAACAAUAUAAACCUUUUAUAGUAUUAAUAAAGCUAUUGUUACAUCUGUAAUUUAUGUACAACAAAUCAAGUCCACACACAAAAUGUAACUAUUGAAUUAUUUAUGUAAAUGACGGUUUUCUUGUUUUGGUUAAAUUUCCUUAAAUUUUGCUAAAUGAAAAGGACCAAGAAAUCUCUGCUUCAUAGCCAUUAGUUAAAAUUUAACAAGCGUUUGUUAAUAAUUACCUGGAAGCAGUUAGGAUAUUUUACAACAACGCAUCACAAAUCGAUUAGAUGUUCUAGCACUCUAUUUAUUACGCUUAGUGUUUUUGUGUUUUUCUGAUAAAUGUGAAGCAACAGGUGUGUAUCUUUGCCAACGCAGACUUGGCAUUGUUGUGCGUGUACAGUCUUGCCGAAUGUGGAUUAAGCAAUGUUGUACAUGUACAGACUUGUUAAAAGCAGUCUUGGUAAGGCUGUGCGUAUUCAGUCUUGCCCUGCGUGGUUGUGUGUGUUGUGUGUACAGAAAUUUUGUGCCAACUCUUGAUCACUGCACUAUAGAUUGUUGCAGACUGUCUUAUACCCCUUUUACGUUUAAUGGACUAAAGGAGGGCAAGUACAAAUUUGAUCAUUGAAAAACCUUAGCAAAAUGAACAAACAUUCCUUUACAGCAAAACUGUCUUAAGUUUUUACCUUUGUAAAGGUUGUGUAAUCCGUCCUGCAAAAUCGGUAAAUUGUAGAAUUUAGAGAUAGUUAAUGGACAUUGAUAGAUAAGUAGGAACAUGAUGUUAAAUAUUCUUACAAAGUGCUGUCAUAUACAUCUCUUUUCUGAUGAAAUAAAUAGUUUCAUAUAUUUGCUUUAAUUUAUGUAACGUAGAUUCAUAACGAUUUGUAGAACCUCAAUGGUGCAGUGAUGUUCAAACAGUUAAAUGUAAUGAUGCAAAGUGUAGGGUCGAAGCUCUCGUUGUUUCAUAUUAUUGUAUAUUAUCUGUUAAUAUGUAUAAGUUACGAUCAAGUUUUCGUGUUCACUGUCGUAGUUGUUAAUACAAGACUGAAUGUUACGAACAACACGGUCGCGAGGACUAGGGUCAGCGUAUGUAUCAUGGUGUUAUUGCAAUAUAGAGUAAUCUCUAGCUUUAAGCCUUCGUAUGCUUGUAUAUACUCUGUUUGGAACUUAUUACUAGGAGCUCAUUUCAAAUAUAACAUUUUUAUUGA
Messenger RNA from Macrosteles quadrilineatus (aster leafhopper), 6589 nucleotides. RefSeq names its product formin-binding protein 1-like (gene Cip4). The transcript has 14 exons. The record is from RefSeq and is a predicted model, not a curated record. Gene Ontology annotation, biological process: signal transduction. Gene Ontology annotation, molecular function: protein binding. Bases 161 to 1957 code for a protein of 598 amino acids. NCBI's taxonomy places the organism in Eukaryota, Metazoa, Arthropoda, Insecta, Hemiptera, Cicadellidae.